GAUAGAAUCUAAAAAUCAGUCUUCCUUCCUGCUUUCUUUCCAUCACAUCACGUCCAUCACUCCAAAAUUUCAUCAGUAAAUAUCUAGGGUUCCAACGACAGAAAAGAACAGUUAAGACAAACUAACAUUGAUGUUCAAUUGACAUUGAAAAAAAGCACACCAAGCAUGAGCAACAGUGAAAAGAAACGAUUAAAUGGAGAAACUGGUGAAGAGGAUGACGAUGAAGAUGAUGUAGAUGGUGAUCUUGAUGCGUGGGAGAGAACUUACACUGAUGAGCGGUCGUGGGAAGCUUUACAAGAAGAUGAGUCUGGUCUUCUUCGUCCUAUAGACAAUAAGGCCAUCUACCAUGCUCAGUAUCGCCGCCGCCUUCGUGCUCUGUCCGCCACUGCAACCACAGCUCGUAUCCAAAAGGGUCUCAUUCGCUUUCUCUACAUUGUUGUCGAUCUCUCUAGAGCAGCAGGAGAGAUGGAUUUUAAACCAAGUAGAAUGGUUGUGAUUGCAAAACAUGUUGAAGCCUUUGUUAGGGAGUUUUUUUAUCAGAAUCCACUUAGUCAGAUUGGUUUGGUGACUAUUAAAGAUGGGGUUGCACAUUCUUUAACAGAGCUUGGUGGAAGUCCCGAGUCUCACAUUAAGGCUUUGAUGGGCAAGUUGGAAUGUUCAGGUGAUUCCUCACUACAAAAUGCUCUAGAUUUUGUCCGUGUAUAUCUAGAUCAAAUUCCAUCAUACGGUCAUCGCGAAGUUCUCAUCUUGUAUUCAGCUCUGAGUACCUGUGAUCCUGGAGAUAUAAUGGACACUAUCCAGAAAUGUAAGAAAUCUAAAAUUAGGUGCUCAGUUAUUGGGCUUUCUGCAGAGAUGUUUAUAUGCAAACAUCUUUGUCGAGAAACUGGUGGAUUAUACUCUGUUGCUAUGGAUGAGGGCCAUUUUAAAGAGUUAAUACUGGAGCAUGCACCACCACCUCCAGCAAUAGCAGAAUUUGCAAUUGCUAACUUGAUCAAGAUGGGUUUCCCACAAAGGGCAGCAGAGGGUUCUGUCUCAAUUUGUUCUUGUCAUAAAGAAGCUAAAGUUGGUGAGGGUUACAUUUGCCCAAGAUGCAAGGCACGUGUAUGUGAGCUUCCUACUGAAUGCCGUAUUUGUGGAUUAACACUUGUUUCUUCACCGCAUUUGGCAAGGUCGUAUCAUCACCUCUUCCCUAUUACACCAUUUGAUGAGGUGUCUCUGCGCCAAAAUGAACUACAUAACAAGCUACCUAAAACUUGUUUUGGCUGCCAACAGAACCUCGUCAAUCCUGGCAACAAACCUGGCCCUUGUGUUGCUUGCCCAAAAUGCAAGCAGUACUUCUGCCUUGACUGUGAUAUUUAUAUUCAUGAGAGCUUGCAUAACUGCCCAGGCUGUGAGAGUUUCCGGCAUUCAUAAUCUGCUUUCAUUAAUGAAGAAUGGCAAAUAAAUGCAGCAAGUCAUUGCGUUUUCGUUCUGCCAUGCGGCAGUGGUAUCCUCUCAGCAGUACCUUCAAGCACAAGCACGAGAUUGAGCUAGUUCAGGCAGUGAUGCGUUCGAUGAGCUGUACUGUAAGGUAACCGGAUAAAUUCGGCUAUUAUUUAUUAUGGCAAUUUGGCUUCAAGGUAGUUGUUCUGGCUACAUUACCACACCAUCGAGGAAAUUAAAUUUUAUUGCUAUUUUUCAAGGUUCUCUCGCUUUUUCCCACCCCAAGUUGUUAGUCUUAGGUAAAUACAAGAACAUUGGGUUCUAGUUUCAAAUGUAAGUUAUUUAUUUGUUGUACUGAUGCAUAUUUAGCUUUCACUUUUUCAAUUUUAUAGUUCUUUUACAGUAAGAAUGAACAGUGGAAAGAGCAUUAGGCUGCAUAUAUCCUUUCCUGUUUCUGUGAAAUGAAUGAUAUGCAAUCCGUGAGAAUUCAGUUCUGAGAA
Jatropha curcas is the source of this 1922-nucleotide messenger RNA. RefSeq names its product general transcription factor II H2 (gene GTF2H2). Gene Ontology annotation, biological process: regulation of transcription by RNA polymerase II; DNA-templated transcription; nucleotide-excision repair. Lineage: Eukaryota; Viridiplantae; Streptophyta; Magnoliopsida; Malpighiales; Euphorbiaceae. Gene Ontology annotation, cellular component: transcription factor TFIIH core complex; transcription factor TFIIH holo complex. Gene Ontology annotation, molecular function: zinc ion binding. The record is from RefSeq and is a predicted model, not a curated record.